This is a messenger RNA of Schistosoma turkestanicum, 2736 nucleotides long. The record is from the annotation of a GenBank genome assembly. NCBI's taxonomy places the organism in Eukaryota, Metazoa, Platyhelminthes, Trematoda, Strigeidida, Schistosomatidae.
AUGCUAGUAAAUUUUCAUUUGAAUUCUAAUGAAAAGAAUAAAGAACUUGUUUUAAAGAAAAUUACACAAGAAAAUAUCAAUGAUAUUUCUAUUAAAAAUUCUUCUUUAUCAUCUUCCACUUCAACAUCAUCAUCAUCAUCAUCAUCAGCGUCAACAUCAUCAAAAACCUCAACACCAACACUUAAUCCAUCAGCUUUGAAACAUGAUGAGAAUAAAACACCGGAGGAAAAUACCAAGUUAAAUGUUUCAACUAAACUAACCGUUCGAAAUAUUCUUGCAACAAAUCCUCGAAUACCGGUAUAUUAUUUAAGUCGUGGAAAUAAUUCACAAUUGAUCGAUACAGUUAUGACUGAAUUAGGCUGGAAACGUACAUUUGACCGGCAUGCAGAUUAUACACUACGUUGGACGGAAAACAGUAUUCAGAUUAAUUAUGGAAUGUUUAAAGAAGGUGAACAACUUGUGAACCAUAUUCCGAAUUGUGGAUUACUUACAAACAAACUUGGCUUAUUACUAAGUCUUCGUGAUUAUGAACGACGAUAUCAAAAUAGAUUUGGACGAUUACCAAUUAUGGUGAUGGAUGAUUUCUUUCCCAAAACAUUUAUUGUCGAUGAUCCAAAAGAACGAGAAGCUUAUUUUAAAUUACAAGAAAAUGAUGAAGAACCUCAUAUGUGGAUUUGUAAACCAAUCGGUCAAAAUCAAGGCAAAGGUAUCUUUUUAGUGAGAGAUGUUGAAAAGUUCAAGCUACACUUAAAAGAACGAGAUGAAGAAGCACGCAGCCAACCAUCUGGACUUUUACCAAGAAUAAUUCAAAGAUAUAUCAUCAAUCCAUUAUUACUUGAUGGUUGUAAAUUUGAUAUACGAUGUUAUAUUCUUAUAGCUUGUACAAUGCCUUAUCUAGUAUUUUAUCAUCCUGGUUAUAUUCGACGUUCACUUAAACCAUAUUCAAAUGAAGAUCAGAAUCUUAUCACACACUUGACUAAUCAAUUUGUACAAAAAAAGGAUCCAGGCUAUGCAGAAAUAAAGAAUGACACAGUUUGGAGUUGGUCUCAAGUUAACGACUAUAUCAAUAAACAUUAUCAAGCAGAAAAGAAACUACCAGUUGAUUGGACUAAAACUAUUCUUCAGUGGAAAAUUCAAAGAAUUAUUCAUCAUGUAUUUACUACAGUAAAAAAUAGAUUAGCUGCAAGAAUUGGAUUUUUUGAGUUACUCGGUUUAGAUUUUAUGUUGGAUGAAAAUAUGAAAGUAUGGUUACUUGAAGUUAAUUCAAAUCCCGCAUUACAGACUCAUUGUGAUGUUUUAAAUGAAGUUGUACCAGGAGUAGUAAAAGAUGCUUUACAUAUCAGUAUUGAAUGUUUUGAAAAAAGUCGUCAUCAGAAAUGCUUACUUCCAUUACAAGGUCUGGACAAUUUAUCUGCUUUCAUAUUUUGUCAACGAAGUAAUAGACAUACAAGAAUAAGUUUAGAUGAAAUGCCAAUGUUGAAUAAAACCAGUGGUGACUUAGGUGUACCAGCUGGUUGGAAUUUAUUAUACAACGAAUCACAAGCAGCAUUUCGUGCACGAUGGCCAAUACUUCAAUCAUCUAGUCUUCGUGGUUGGAUUCCACCGAGAUAUAAACCACCUAUUAUUCAGAAUAAUUGCAAUGAUAAUAACAAUGAAAAAAACAAGUCGAAUGAUGUAUCUCCACAAACAUGGUCGUCAACAGUUGCAACUAAUGAAAAUGUUAAUCUAACAGUAGGAAACACUGUAGACGAUGUCAGCUGUACUUUAAAGGACCGAAAUACUUCACAAACUACUGUACCUAACCAUCUGUUUUAUCCACGUGCAUCUUUACCGGAAUAUCGUACAUUUGAAUACAGUUUAAGACGUUACCCCGUUACGUCUAAUACAAUGAAUAACAAAAAAUCACCGCAAAGAAAUACUGUAACUAGACAAUCAUUACAGAAUACAAAACAAGCUAUUAUUUUACAAGAUAUCAUCGAGAAAACUCCACAAACCGAGUCACUAAUCACUGUGAAACAACCUAAAAGUCAAAAUAAGACAAUCAAUACAAAUUGUGGUAGCAGUAGUAGGAGCAGCAAUAGUAAUAACGUCGGUACUAAUAGUACCAUUGCCUUUAACAGUAGUAGUAGUUGUAGUAGUAGUAAUAAUAAUAACAAUAAACGAAUAACAACAAAUCAUGAAAACCAAUCCAAAAAGCAAUCAAACUCUAGCUUAAACAAUUGUACAAAGGACAAAAAUGAUUCAGAAGUAUUCAGUGAAGAUGAAAUUUUAACUGACAAACGGAAAAACAGUAAAAAAUUAAAUUUAAUAUCAAUCAGUAGGGAACCUAUACAAAUCAGUAGAGUACAUUUAAUAACAAAUUCAGAUAUUGACAGAGUAUUUAAUAGCAUUAAUAAUAAUAAUUUUAACAAUGAUAAUCGCUCAAAUGUGAUCAAAUUAACUACACCAAAAUCAAUAAAUACUAAAUCGUUUAAUCAAUCAACACGAAUUGGUGGCAUAUCAGCUGGUCAUAUAUACAAUAUUAAUAAUAAUAAUAGUAACAGUAUUCAUAAUAAGAGUAAAUUAACUGGUAGACCUUAUAUUAGCUCAAAUAAAUUACACUGCAUUGAACCCAACGAUUCGAUUGCAGUUACAGUUACAAAUACAUCCCGAAAAUCACAUUAUUCAACGGAAGAUAGAGGAAGUUAACAAAAGGACAAAUUGUUUAAAUUUCGUUAUAGCCAUAUUGAACAGGAU